AUGGAUAUUUCCCGUCUACCGGCAUAUGCGCAAAAUUUAGAGGACCGCAAGCGUCAGCGGAGGACAGAGCGCGAGCGUGACCGGAGCCAUGGUAAGAAGGCUAGAUCCUUAGAUACUGCUGGGAGUGUACCUCAGCGGUUUUCAGGCCCUAGAUUUGAUCGUUCUUCUUAUUCGGGAGCGGGCCAGAGUUCUAAAGCAUCAACUUCUCAGCAUAGACCAGAGUCAGGCCAGAUGAGACUGCCUAUACCACGGAGUGCUCAGUGCAGUAGAUUAUAUUCCAGACGGUGUCAAUUUGGAUUGGAUGCUUGUUAUGCUUGUGGCCAGCCAGGCCACGUGAUGAGAGAGUGUCCGUCGAAGAGUGGUGUAGGCAUUGUUCAGCCCAUCGGAUUCGUAGCUGGUUCUUCUUCGUCAGUACGCCCCUCAAAGCAAGUUUCACAGACACCAGCGGGACAUGGUAGAGGAAGGAGUGGAGCAUCUAGCUCGAGUGGGCCUCAGCACCGUGUUUAUGCGUUAGCCAGUAGACAGGGUUGUAAGUCAUCUUCUGACGUGUUUGGGAUAGAGCCCGAAUUGAUUGAGCAAUUUGAGGUAUCGACGCCAGUCGGUGAUCCAGUUAUAGCUAGGCGAGCAUGGAUUGGUCGGCUUCUUGUUAUAUUCCAGUUUCCUGAUAAGCCAGUCCUAGAACGAAAGGGUAAUGCCGUUUCGCUGAGGCCGGAGAAAAGGGAGAUAGCCCGUGAAGUUUGUCAACUAGCAAGCCUUGGAUUUCGGCUAUUAGAUUCAGGUGAUGCAGGAAUUACGAUCCAGGAUACAGCGAUGUCAUCUUUGGUAGCGGAGAUAAAGGAAUGUCAAUACUAA
Molecule: messenger RNA, 852 nt
Organism: Lycium ferocissimum
Lineage: Eukaryota; Viridiplantae; Streptophyta; Magnoliopsida; Solanales; Solanaceae
Exons: 5
Coding region: 1-852 (283 amino acids)
Molecular function (GO): nucleic acid binding; zinc ion binding
Source: RefSeq, a predicted model, not a curated record